AAUCUCCGUUUAGCGUCAGUAUGUAUCAUCAAUGACGGUAACAUAUAACUCAGGAAAAAGUCAUUCGUGGUCCUUUAAAACUUGAAGAUCAUAACCUGCUCUCGACUUUUUCUCUAAGAACAAGUUCCGAGGGAACUUGUACUCCCGUGACCUCAGCGAUCUUCCGCAGGAUCGAUGUGUGUAUUUCAAUUUGAGUACUACUUAAGUACAUAUUGAGAAAGGCAGCACACCUAACUCGAAAAUCAAAGACUUACCCAAUUUUCUUAUCAUUGUUGCUGAUGACCUCGGUUGGUCUGAUGUGUCACCAUUCGGUAGUGAAAUCCACACACCCAAUCUUCAAAUUCUUGCUGAUAGAGGCAUUCGAUUUACUGAUUUUCAUACGGCUUCGGCAUGUUCACCAACUCGAUCAAUGCUAUUGAGUGGCACAGACAAUCAUAUUGCAGGUCUUGGUCAAAUGGCCGAAACUUUGGGACUUCACCCAAAUAUUUGGCAAGGAAAAGUUGGAUACGAAGGUUACCUCAACUAUCAAGUUGCUGCUCUUCCUGAGAUUUUGCAAGAUGCCGGCUACUUUACCACAAUGAGUGGUAAAUGGCAUCUUGGAAUGGCUCCUAAUCAAAUUCCUGUGAAACGAGGUUUCGAUGAUAGUUUUUCCUUAUUACCUGGUGCUGGUAAUCAUUAUGCCUAUGAGAUGUCUGUCUCAUUCCUUCCACCAGUCUAUGUGCGCAAUGCCGAAUAUAUUGGCUAUAAAACUUUAAAAGACUUUUAUUCAACUGAUUACUUUGCUACACAACUUAUUGAAAGCUUGAAAUCGAACGCCAUGAAUAGCAGAAAACCUUUUUUUGCUUAUCUUCCUUUUACCGCUCCUCACUGGCCUCUUCAGGCUCCUGCUGAUCUUAUCGCCAAAUAUAAAG
Rotaria sp. Silwood2 is the source of this 911-nucleotide messenger RNA. The record is from the annotation of a GenBank genome assembly. Lineage: Eukaryota; Metazoa; Rotifera; Eurotatoria; Philodinida; Philodinidae.